Equus quagga is the source of this 1653-nucleotide messenger RNA. RefSeq names its product tumor necrosis factor (gene TNF). NCBI's taxonomy places the organism in Eukaryota, Metazoa, Chordata, Mammalia, Perissodactyla, Equidae. The transcript has 4 exons. Gene Ontology annotation, cellular component: membrane; cell surface. The record is from RefSeq and is a predicted model, not a curated record. Gene Ontology annotation, molecular function: CD40 receptor binding; tumor necrosis factor receptor binding; cytokine activity. The coding region runs from base 105 to 866 and encodes 253 amino acids. Gene Ontology annotation, biological process: positive regulation of transcription by RNA polymerase II; extrinsic apoptotic signaling pathway via death domain receptors; immune response.
CAGGGGACCAGCCAGGAGAGAGAGAAGCAACUUCAGAGACCCCUGGAAAUAACCUCUCAGAGGACACACCUCCGGACAAACAGCCAGGCGAUUUUCUCCCUCGCAUGCCCCAGGGCUCGGCCAUCUCCCAGCUGGACUUGAGCCCCUCUGGAAAGGACAUCAUGAGCACUGAAAGCAUGAUCCGAGAUGUGGAGCUGGCAGAGGAGGAGCUCGCCAAGAAGGCAGGGGGCCCCCAGGGCUCCAGACGGUGCUUGUGCCUCAGCCUCUUCUCCUUCCUCCUUGUCGCAGGAGCCACCACGCUCUUCUGCCUGCUGCACUUUGGGGUGAUCGGCCCCCAGAGGGAAGAGCAGUUACCGAAUGCCUUCCAGUCAAUCAACCCUCUGGCCCAGACACUCAGAUCAUCUUCUCGAACCCCAAGUGACAAGCCUGUAGCCCAUGUUGUAGCAAACCCCCAAGCCGAGGGGCAGCUCCAGUGGCUGAGUGGGCGUGCAAAUGCCCUCCUGGCCAAUGGCGUGAAGCUGACAGACAACCAGCUGGUGGUACCAUUGGAUGGGCUGUACCUCAUCUACUCCCAGGUCCUCUUCAAAGGCCAAGGCUGCCCUUCCACCCAUGUGCUCCUCACCCACACCAUCAGCCGCUUAGCUGUCUCCUACCCGUCCAAGGUCAACCUCCUCUCUGCCAUCAAGAGCCCUUGCCACACGGAGACCCCAGAGCAGGCUGAAGCCAAGCCCUGGUAUGAGCCCAUCUACCUGGGAGGAGUCUUCCAGCUGGAGAAGGGUGAUCGACUCAGCGCUGAGAUCAAUCUGCCCAACUAUCUCGACUUUGCGGAGUCCGGGCAGGUCUACUUUGGGAUCAUUGCCCUCUGAGGGGGGUACGUCCAUCCUCGCCCACCUCAAUCCCUUUAUUAUCUGCUCCUUCAGAACCCUCUCAUCCCCUUCUGAGGUUUAGAAAGGGAAUGAAGGGCUCAGGGCCGGGUCCCAAACUCAGAACUUGAAACAACAACAACACUUAGAAACCUAGAAUGCAGGGAUGUGUGACCUGGACAACGGGGCACAGGUCACCACCAAGAAUUCAAACUGGGGCUUCCAGAACUCACUGGGGGCCUCAGAUUUGGAUCCCUGAAUGCAGCCUGGGACACCUGGAACGUGGGGGCCAGGAAACCUUUGGUUCUGGCCAGAACACUUCAGAACAUCCGUUGAGAAGAUCUCACCCAGAACUUGAUGAGAGUGGACCACAGAUCUCCCUUUUUUCAAAUGUUUCCAGACUCUUCCCCGAGUUGUAGAGCCCAGGCCCUCCGCCAUGGGGCCGGCUCCCUCUAUUUAUGUCUGCACUUGAGAUUAUUUAUUAUUUAUUUAUUAUUUAUUUAUUUACUAAUGAAUGUAUUUAUUCGGGAGGUUGAGGUGUCCUGGGAGACCCAACAUAGGGGCUGCCUUGGCUCAGACAUGUUUUCUGUGAAAACGGAGCUGAACUGUAGGUUGUUCCCAUCUGGCCUCCUGGCCUCUGUGCUUCCUUUUGCUUAUGUUUUUAAACAAUAUUUAUCUGAUCAAGUUCUCUAAAUAAUGCUGAUUUGGUGACCAAUUGUCGCUACAUCGCUGAACCUCUGCUCCCCAGGGGAGUUGUAUCUGUAAGCGCCCUACUGGUCAGUGGCGAUAA